Molecule: messenger RNA, 1509 nt
Organism: Lichtheimia ornata
Lineage: Eukaryota; Fungi; Mucoromycota; Mucoromycetes; Mucorales; Lichtheimiaceae
Exons: 8
Coding region: 1-1509 (502 amino acids)
Biological process (GO): tetrahydrofolate interconversion; L-serine catabolic process; folic acid metabolic process
Cellular component (GO): cytoplasm
Molecular function (GO): serine binding; pyridoxal phosphate binding; zinc ion binding
Source: RefSeq, a predicted model, not a curated record
AUGCUUCGCACCUUGCUUGCCACUUCAAAGCCUUUGGCACGUACCACCGCUCGUCCCGCCAUUUACCUUGCUUCGCGCUCCUAUGUCUUCCCUGCAGGUCAACGCGAAUUCCUCAACGAGCACUUGGAAACUGAGGAUCCUGAAAUGUUCAAGAUUAUCGAGGGUGAAAAGAAACGCCAACGCGAAAGCAUCUGCUUGAUUCCUUCCGAGAACUUCACUUCUCGUGCUGUCAUGGAUGCUCUUGGAAGCGUGAUGCAAAACAAGUACUCUGAAGGUUACCCUGGUGCCAGAUACUAUGGUGGCAACGAGUUCAUUGAUAUGUCUGAGAGACUUUGCCAACAACGUGCUCUUGAAGCAUUCAACUUGGAUAGCGACAAGUGGGGUGUCAAUGUUCAAGCAUUGUCAGGUGCUCCUGCCAACCUUUACGUGUAUGGUGCCUUGAUGAAGCCACACGAUCGUUUGAUGGGUUUGGAUCUUCCCCAUGGUGGCCACUUGUCUCACGGUUACCAAACGCCAACCAAGAAGAUUUCUGCCGUCUCUUCUUACUUUGAAACCUUCCCCUACCGCCUCAACGAGAAGACUGGUCAAAUCGAUUACGACGCCCUUGAAGCUAACGCUAUCUUGUACCGCCCCAAGAUCAUCGUUGCUGGUGCUAGUGCUUAUGCCCGUAACAUUGAUUACGCUAGAAUGCGUGAAAUCGCUGACAAGACCGGUGCUUACUUGAUGUCUGAUAUGGCCCACAUUUCUGGUUUGGUUGCCGCUGGUGUGUUGCCUGGUCCAUUCGAACACUCUGACAUUGUCACCACCACCACUCACAAGUCGCUUCGUGGUCCUCGUGGUUCCAUGAUCUUCUUCCGCAAGGGUGUGCGUAAGACUGACAAGAAGGGUAACCAAAUCAUGUAUGAUCUUGAGAACCCCAUCAACCAAUCCGUUUUCCCUGGUCACCAAGGUGGUCCUCACAACCACACCAUCUCUGCUUUGGCUGUUGCUCUUAAGCAAGCCAAGAGCCCCUUGUUCAAGGAAUACCAAGAACAGGUGCUUGCUAACAACCAAGCUUUUGCCAAGGCCUUUUUGAACCUCGGCUACGACCUCGUUUCCGGUGGCACUGACAACCACUUGCUUUUGGUUAACCUUAAGCCCAAGAGCAUUGAUGGUGCUCGUGUCGAGCGUAUCCUUGAACUUGUCAACAUUGCUGCCAACAAGAACACUGUUCCUGGUGACAAGAGUGCUUUGAUCCCUGGUGGUCUUCGUAUCGGUACUCCUGCCAUGACCAGCCGUGGUCUCAAGCAGGCUGACUUUGAAAAGGUUGCCUCAUUCAUUGAUCGUGCUGUCCAAAUUGCUUUGGAAGAGAAGAGCAAGGUCCAAGGUAGCACCAAGCUUGCUGAUUUCAAGAAGCACGUUGGUGAUGGUCAACAAAUUGCUGCUAUCCAACAGCUCAAGAAGGAAGUCACCGAAUUCUCUUCGAGCUUCCCUACCGUUGGCUUUUACGAAACCGACAUGAAGUUGUAG